UACUACUUCUGCGCUCUUUUAGGAGGUAACGGAGGAGGUGUGAGCUUGCAUGCCAUCAUCAUGGAUUGCCUUUUUCUUCUGAUAUGGACUUUACCCAUCCCGCUGGUCGGCUGCACCUCAAGCAGGCUGCUCUCCACCCUCCUGUCCUGGAACAUUAUCAAGACGCUGCACAUUUACUGCUCCCACACCUCCUUCGCCGCCAGCUCUUCUUCCAGCAGCAGCCACGGAUUAAAUCAUGACUACGUGUUUGUAAUCCCAGUGGAGGUGGACUCUGAGGGAGGAUACCUGACCCACGAUGUGACCGGGCGAAGCCAUCGCAGCAGGAGGUCCCUCUCCUCUUCUCUGCACUACCGGCUCUCUGCCUUUGGCCAGGACAUGCACCUGGACCUGCAUCCGUCCCCUGUGGUCGGCCCGGGGUUCACCGUGCAGAAGCUCGGCUCGGACGGCAUCACCAGAGUGAUGGGUGAUGCGGGGUUUCACGACUGCCUGUAUCAGGGAUCUAUCCGAAACUUGUCAGCCUCCUCGGCAGCCAUAUCGACGUGCUCCGGACUGUCAGGUUUAAUACGUGUGUCUCAAGAGGAGUAUUUGAUUGCCCCACUACCCCAACAUCUGGCCACACAGCACAACUACAGCGUCCCCAAUGGUCACCACCCACAUGUUGUUUACAAACGCUCAGCGGAAGAUAUUGUCCAGAGAAGAUCUAGCAGCCCAUCAAUCAACAGUUCUUCCAGGCCUGACAACCCGUAUCUUCACCAUCAUCAUCAUCAUCAUCAGCACCAGCAUCAUCACCAUGACUUCCAGCAUGGAAAGCUGCAGAGACAACACUUCUGCGGACGCCGCAAGCAAUACGCUCCCAAGCCUCCCGCUGAGGACCGUUUCAUCAUGCCUGAUGAGUUUAUGAUGCCCGAGGUGGAAGGGUCAGGAAGGGUAAAGAGAUCACCCAUCAACUCCAACAGGGUGGGCAGUCUGAAUGUGGAGACCCUGGUGGUUGCAGACAGGAAGAUGCUAGAGAAACACGGCAGGGACAAUGUCACCACCUACGUCCUCACCGUCAUGAACAUGGUUUCCAGUCUUUUCAAAGAUGGCACCAUUGGGACCGACAUCAACAUUGUGGUGGUUAGCUUGUUACUACUAGAACAAGACCCGCUGGGCUUGACCAUAAAUCACCAUGCUGACCAGUCCCUCAACAGUUUCUGUCAGUGGCAAUCAGGUCUGGUGGGGAAAGGCGGUAAACGGCAUGAUCAUGCUGUUCUCCUCACUGGACUGGAUAUCUGUUCCUGGAAGAACGAGCCCUGUGACACUCUGGGUUUUGCCCCCAUCAGUGGCAUGUGCAGUAAGUACAGGAGUUGUACCAUCAAUGAGGACACAGGACUGGGCCUGGCUUUCACCAUUGCUCACGAGUCUGGACACAAUUUUGGGAUGAUCCACGAUGGGGAGGGCAAUCCUUGUCGCAAGACAGAAGGCAACAUUAUGUCUCCCACUCUGGCUGGAAACAACGGGGUCUUCUCCUGGUCCACCUGUAGUCGUCAAUACCUCAGCCGCUUCCUUGGAACAGCCCAGGCAUCCUGUCUGGUGGACGAGCCCAAGCAGAUUGGUCAGUACAAGUACCCUGAACAGCUUCCCGGGCAGCUGUAUGACGCAGACACACAGUGCAAGUGGCAGUUUGGCUCAAAGGCCAAGCUAUGCAGCCUUGAUUUUGUCAAGGACAUCUGCAAGUCACUGUGGUGUCAUCGCACUGGACACCGGUGUGAGACCAAGUUUAUGCCUGCUGCAGAAGGUACCAGCUGUGGUCCUGACAUGUGGUGUCGGCGGGGUCAGUGUGUUAAAUAUGGGGACCAUGGUCCCAGGGCUGUCCAUGGCCAGUGGUCAGCCUGGUCCCAGUGGUCCGACUGCUCCAGAACCUGUGGAGGAGGGGUCAUGUACAGGGAGCGCUCCUGCACCAGCCCAAGGCCACAGAACAAUGGUAAAUUUUGCUCGGGUUCCAGUCGGCUCAACCAGCUGUGUAACACCCGCCUGUGCCCUCUCAAUGCCGUGGACUUCAGGGCCCAACAGUGUGCUGAGUACAACAGCAAGCCCUUCAGGGGCUGGUACUACAAAUGGAAGCCUUACACCAAAGUGGAUGAUGAAGACAUCUGUAAGCUGUACUGCAUUGCAGAGGACUUUGACUUCUUCUUCGCCAUGUCCAGCAAGGUCAAAGAUGGCACCCCCUGCUCUGAUCACAAGGGAGAUGUCUGCAUUGAUGGAGUGUGUGAGGCAGUGGGCUGUGAUCAGAUUCUGGGUUCCAAGGCCUCUCUGGACGCCUGCGGAGUCUGUAAGGGAAAUAACUCCACUUGCAAGUUCUUCAAGGGCCAAUACACCCUUCAACACAGGGCCAAUGAGUAUUACUCCAUGGUAACAGUCCCAGCAGGGGCACGAAGCAUUCACGUUCAGGAAAUGGAGGUCUCCACCAGCUACAUAGCCGUCCGCUCCCUGAAAAGGAAGUAUUACCUGACCGGGGACUGGACUGUGGACUGGCCGGGAAAGUUCCACUUUGGUGGAACUGUGUUUGACUACCAGCGCUCUUUCAACAAGCCGGAGAGCCUGUAUGCUGCUGGACCUACUAAUGAGACGCUGGUGUUUGAAAUCCUCCUGCAGGGAAGGAACCCGGGUGUGGUAUGGGAGUACACUCUGCCUCGCACUGAGAGGAAACCUGACUACAGCUGGGGUGUAGUGCGCUCGGACUGCUCCGCUCCGUGUGCUGGAGGACGUAUCUCGACCAAGGCUAUCUGUCUGCAGGACCAGAAAGUUCAGGUCAACUCCUCCAUGUGUAACCCCCUUACCAGACCGACACUGGGCUCCCAUCUUUGCAACACACAGCCCUGCCCUUCAUACUGGGCAACAGGCGACUGGGGUCCGUGCAGUCGCUCCUGUGGAGGAGGCCAGCAGACGAGGACGCUGCGCUGCCUGAGGAAGGUUACCUACCAGAGGGAAGAGGUGGUGGCACACUCCCUCUGCCCCGUCAUUUCUCCGGCCCAAAUCCAGCCCUGCCACACCCAGGCCUGUCCGCCUGAGUGGAGCACUGGAUCUUGGUCACAGUGCUCCAAGACCUGUGGCCGUGGACUGAAGAAGCGGAGUGUGUUUUGCCGCAGCACAGAUCCGGGGGCCAAAGCAGUUGUGGUGCCCGACAGCAUGUGCAGACAGCACCACAGACCUAAAGCCCAAGAGACAUGCGUCCUGCGGCGUUGCCCCAAAAACGAAAGGCUGCAGUGGAUCCCCACUCCCUGGGGAGAGUGCUCCAGGUCUUGUGGCUCAGGAAUCCAGAAGAGAGAGCUUCGCUGCGGGGAGAGGGACUCACAGGGAGGGUAUGUGGAGUUCCCCGUACGGAGGUGCAGGAACAUGGCCAAACCUCUGGUGGAUCUCCAGCAGGGCUGCAACCGGGGUCUGUGCCCAGAGCUCCCUCGGGCCAUCCCUGGCAGAACUAACUCCAAUGCUGUGGUCCUAGGCUGGUACUCCUCUCCCUGGCAGCAGUGCUCUGUGUCCUGUGGCGGAGGGGUUCAGACUCGGUCCAUCCAGUGUCUCCGGCAAGGUCGCCCUGCAGCUGGCUGCUUGCCCCAUCAGAGGCCUGUCACUUCUAGGGCAUGUAACACACACUUCUGCCCCGCCGCUCCCCCUGCUCCAGCACAACGCUCUGGCUGGAUCACAGCUGCUGGAUCGACACUUAAAGAUGAACACUGUGUGGACCAUUUCAGCUGGUGCCACUUGGUGCCCCAGCACGGCGUUUGUAACCACAAGUUCUAUGGACAGCAGUGCUGCAAAUCGUGCUCCAGCAAGCGGCCGUAGAGCUCUGAUACAUCUGAGUCUAUGGCUUCAAGCCUCUUGAGGAAACAACACUUCAGAGGCCAUCGGGGGGGGGGGGUACUAUCAGGACACAAAACUGUGUGUUUUCUUCCUGGAGUACUUGACUAAUGAAUUUUGAAAGAAGUGAAAGCGAGAAUCCGUGGACUUUCUUAAAGAAAGCAAUGGGGCUGCUGAUGCUCAUCUGCCAAAGCGGUGUCAUCACGUCAUUAGUCGCCUUGAAACUGGAAAUGCAGAGCAUCUGAAGACCCGUUGAUGUAAUAUAUCCAGCAUCUUGUCAUUUUGCGGAGUGUUUUCUUUUUGAAACCUCUGAAACUACAAGCCAUUAAGAGAACAGGCAAGGACAAUUGCAUUUUCAGCUCGCUUGUACUGUAUGUUGUAUAUUUAAAGGCGUCUGGUUUCAUACACCUUUAUUUAAAUUAUUAUGGUUCGUAAUAUAUGAUUUAAUAUUUGUCAGGUGUACAGUGGAUCUGUGACAUGUUAUUUCUAUGUUGUGAUAUACCAUAGGAUUUUGCCAGUCACCCUUGAAUCCACGUUAUGAGAUUUUACAUGAGGCAUUAGUAAUCAAUUGGUCAGAAUUUCUUGCUCUCCUUCACACAUUCUCCGCUUGUCUUGUUUGCUGCUGCUGAAUCCAUGACGCAUCUUUCCUGUGCAUUCCAUUCAUGUAAACACUAUAAAACACACGUAUCUGUGAACGUAAAACAUUUUAUCCAGUCACGCUGUAAGUGGUUGUUUUUAU
Molecule: messenger RNA, 4573 nt
Organism: Xiphias gladius (swordfish)
Lineage: Eukaryota; Metazoa; Chordata; Actinopteri; Istiophoriformes; Xiphiidae
Gene: adamts18
Product: ADAM metallopeptidase with thrombospondin type 1 motif, 18
Exons: 24
Coding region: 61-3819 (1252 amino acids)
Biological process (GO): extracellular matrix organization; proteolysis
Cellular component (GO): extracellular matrix
Molecular function (GO): metalloendopeptidase activity
Source: RefSeq, a predicted model, not a curated record